Ustilaginoidea virens is the source of this 1665-nucleotide messenger RNA. RefSeq lists its product as uncharacterized. The record is from RefSeq and is a predicted model, not a curated record. The coding region runs from base 1 to 1665 and encodes 554 amino acids. Lineage: Eukaryota; Fungi; Ascomycota; Sordariomycetes; Hypocreales; Clavicipitaceae. The transcript is spliced from 6 exons.
AUGCGCUAUGAAGACUGGGACAUUCUCCUCUUCCCCAGGGACUGCAAGGUGCCCUUCCGAGAGUUCAAGGUGGCUUGCCACGUCGUCCACGAUCCAGAAUCACCUCAGCUGGGUAGCACGUUUGGAUUGCCAGCCCUGUGUUGCUUCGUGCCCAGCCUUGCCGCGGGCUCUCCAUUCCAGGUCUCGAUUCACUCGUGGAACACGCCGUGUGUGAGCCAGUAUGCAAAGUCAUACAGCCAGUUCCCAGAGGAAGUCAAGUUUCAGGCACGGUUGUUUAUUGAUGGAAGGAUGGUGGCAUCUGCAAUCCUCGACACCGAUAGCACGUGGCCUCAUAUCAUAGCUCACUCGUGGACCUUUUCGAAGAUGACCGAUUUCGAACCCCUCAAGUUUCCUUGCUUCCGCCAGGAGUUGCUGCAGCAGAACUGGUGGUUGCCAGCCGACGAGCUCGGCCGCAUUAAGAUCGUGCUGAGCGAAGGAUUCCCACGCAACUCGGUUACUACACCCUUUGAGCGGAUCAAGAAUAUCGUGGCAUUUUCCUUCCAGCAUGCCCCCUUAGAAAUUCUAGAGGCGUCCUCUAUUGCGUGGCCGAAUCCUGCCAUGUGGUGCAGGGCACCGCUUCCCUCAUGCAUGGAGGUUCCAGUUCAGCAUCCGGAUGAUUCCGACUCGCAUGCCCACUCACCCCGUCGCCGAGGAGGUGGCCCUGGCAAAGGCGGAAACGGCUUUCUCCAAGGAUAUCUGUCCAACCCAGCAGUCUUGGCUGACUCGAGGCGGCUGGCGACGCAUCCAAUCUUUGGUUUGAUACCUUAUCAAAACUUCAACCCGACAGAUUGCUUGGGAGACGCGAGCUCCUACUCUGAGUGGUUGACCGGGAUGGGCAUGGGCAUGGCUGAGAACCAGCCACAAGCGGCGGCAGCACAUGGCGCUUUCGCUUCUCGGAGCGCGAGAAGGUCAAGCACCGAUACCAGUAUGCCCGACUAUGUCCCGGUGGAGAACGGAAACCCAGUUGCAGAGCAGCAGCAGUAUUCAGCAAGAUUGCCCCAGGACGAUGACAAGCAAGGAUCCCAUGCCAAGGUCCGUACCAACACACCCACCACCGCCACAACCUCCAGCUUGGGCAACUGUGACCGAGAUGCAAUCGGGUUUCCCGUCAUGCGCUACGACAGCCCGUUUCCGUCCGACUUGGCAACAAAGUUGACCCAUUCUUUACUCAACCAGUCAACGCCCAUCAACAUGCUACAAACCAACUUCACUGCGCCGUCCCUGGAUGUGAAGUCGCGAAAGGAAACACGCAGCCUGGCGCAUUCGGCUUCAUCGUGCCUGACGCCGACACCUAGUCAGCAACAGCCUCAUCAAGACAUGCGACGAGCAUCGCAGCAAAUGUACGUGCCAUGCGGCUCGAGCAUUCCGCUUGGGAACGUUGGCUGCGACGCGCCUGUUCAAACCGCCGGUUCUCAAGACGUCUGCUCCACUGGAAAGUCUGGAGCCGAAACAGUCGACGACGGAGCCAGGAUGGCAUUGGAUAAGGGCAACAAGAGGACACGAAACUUCACCCCGGCAUCCGUUAGAGCUAUAGACGAGGAAGACGAACCGCGCAGAGCGAGUCCCCGCGUGCGCUUGACCUCGUUUGCGGAAGACGACAUUAUUGAGCACCACGCAACAACAUGA